CACAAUGACAACCCCUCACAUGCCCAUUCCUGCAAUUCCACAUUUAUAACACGUUUUUCAUCGAUCACGUCCCCUUCAUCCUCGCCCUGUCAACGUACGUGUACCCACACUGCACCACCUGCUCCUCCCGUCCCCUCUUCGCUCUCCUCCUCCUAUCUUUUCAUGCCUCAUCUCUGCACUCUGAUGGAUCCAAGGAAGCACACACAUCUCUUCUGAAGCAAACUGCCCAACUGGAGGUGCUCAUGGAUUGCCUGCAGGAGUGGCCGGAGCCGAUCGUCCCCGUGCAGUCCUUAUCGGAGGCGCCGACCCUUCCCGACCGCUACGUAAAGCCGCCGUCCCAGCGGCCCUCGGUCGGCGACGCCGCACGCAGCCUCGACAUUCCGGUCGUCGACCUCGCCAUGCUGCCCGGUGGCGGCGUCGUCGAGGCGGUGUCGGAGGCGUGCAGGCACUGGGGGUUCUUCCAGGUGGUGAACCACGGCGUGAGCCUGGAGCUGGUGAGGAGGUUCCGGGAGGCGUGGAGGGGAUUCUUCCAUCUGCCCAUGGAGGAAAAGAAGAGAUACGCGAACUCGCCGAGGACCUACGAGGGCUACGGCAGCCGGCUCGGGGUCGACGAGGGCGCCAAUCUGGACUGGGGAGACUACUACUUCCUUCACUUCCUGCCUUGCUAUCUCAAAGACCAUGACAAGUGGCCUGCAGUCCCACCAUGCUUGAGAGAGGCGACGGACGAGUACGGCGUGGAGGUGAGGAAGCUGUGCAGGAGAGUGAUGAGGGCGCUGUCGCUCGGCCUGGGCCUGGACGCCGACCGCUUGCAGAAGGCCUUGGGCGGCGACGACGAGGGCGUCUGCAUCAGGGUCAACUUCUACCCCAGGUGCCCGCGGCCGGACCUCGCGCUGGGGCUGUCCCCGCACUCCGACCCCGGCGGCAUGACGGUGCUGCUAGCGGACGACCACGUCCACGGGCUCCAGGUCUGCAAGGACGGUGUGUGGAUCACUGUCCACCCCCUCCCCAACGCCUUCAUCAUUAACGUGGGGGAUCAGAUUCAGGUGCUGAGCAACGCAGAGUACAAGAGCGUCGAGCACCGGGCGAUCGUCCACGCCAAGGAGGAGCGCCUCUCCGUGGCCUUCUUCUACAACCCAAGGAGCGACAUCCCCAUCGGACCGGUGCCGGAGCUCCUCACGGUGACCGGCCGCGCCGCCCUGUACCGGCCCAUGACCUUCGACGACUACCGCCUGUUCAUCCGGCGCAAGGGCCCUCGCGGCAAGUCCCAGGUCGAGUCACUCGAGGCCAUGGCCAUCCCAGGGACUUGACCGGCCCCCGCCCCCCCCCGUCGUCGUCCUGCUCCGCGACACUCUUCCGAUCCCAAGAAGAACGAUGAGGACCCGACGAGGGAGCACAGAGAGCAAAGCUUGGGACAAAUGAUAAGUAAUAUCACAACCGAUUUGGCAUAGACAUCCCGUUCUUCCUUUCUUUCACUCGAGAACAGUAAGCAAACGAUUCGAUGUUGAUGUCUGUAAAAGGUAGUGGGUUUUCUUCCA
Messenger RNA from Musa acuminata AAA Group (dessert banana), 1535 nucleotides. RefSeq names its product jasmonate-induced oxygenase 2-like. NCBI's taxonomy places the organism in Eukaryota, Viridiplantae, Streptophyta, Magnoliopsida, Zingiberales, Musaceae. The transcript is spliced from 3 exons. The coding region runs from base 243 to 1307 and encodes 354 amino acids. The record is from RefSeq and is a predicted model, not a curated record.